This is a messenger RNA of Cynoglossus semilaevis (tongue sole), 2973 nucleotides long. RefSeq names its product armadillo like helical domain containing 3 (gene armh3). Gene Ontology annotation, cellular component: cytosol. The transcript has 26 exons. NCBI's taxonomy places the organism in Eukaryota, Metazoa, Chordata, Actinopteri, Pleuronectiformes, Cynoglossidae. Bases 308 to 2314 code for a protein of 668 amino acids. The record is from RefSeq and is a predicted model, not a curated record.
ACUCAUAUUGAUCCUCCCACUUUCUCCUUCAGCUUUAAGUUUUUACGCUUUCGCUGUGCACAUUCAAUCGUUAUUUACUAAACGGGUAAAUAUACGAUUAAGUUCACCGAUCAUCCGAUUGCUGACAGUAUGCAUCAAUUGAGAAUUAACAUUGAUAGACGUACAAUUACGUAAUUCUGUAUACGGAAAGGAACUUCCGGUAUUCAUCAUCGGCUUCGCCACCGGAGACACAUCAAUCUGGUUACAUAUAUGUCUAUGGCGCUACAACGAGAAUAGUAGAUUUUGAAAACUCCAUAAAGACUCAGACAUGUCUCAGUUGGACAAGAAGGCGGGUCUCUUAAGGAGAACAUCCUCAUCCAAAAAAACCCUGAAAGAGAAAGUGGUUCUUAUGUAUGAUGAGAUCUUUUCUAAGGAGGACCCAGCCAAAAACGCCCCUCGUUUCUGGGAUGAGCUGUUUCUUAUGAAGGUAAACCUUGAGUACCUUGAACUCAAAUUGGAGAGUGUUGAUGAAGAGGUUCAACACAGUCAAGCGAACAUCAACGCCCUGUUUCACUAUUGCAUCCAGGCUCUGGGAGAGGAGCAUCCGAUCAAAGUCGUCAAUGCCCUGCAGACUCUGUGUGCACUUUUCCGAGGAGUUCAUCAGAAGAACAGAUCAGCCUCUGGCUUUGACAUCAUCAACUUACUCAUGGGUUUUGAUAAGGCUGAACAAAGGAUGAAGGACCUGAUGGAAAGAUUGGACAGCCUUCUUUGUGGGGAGGGCUCAGAAAGCCUCAAGAGCCUUUGUCUUAAACUAAUGCUAUGUCUAGUGACAGUAACAGACAACAUUAGCCAGAACACCAUACUGGAAUAUGUGAUGAUAAAUAGCAUAUUUGAAGCUAUUUUACGUAUUUUGUCCGAUGUAUCCAGUAAACAUCUGCAUGGUUAUGAUCCCGUGGUGCUACUGGCUCUGUUGGUCAACUACAGAAAAUAUGAGUCUGUGAAUCCAUACAUUGUGAAGUUGUCCAUCGUCGAUGAUGAACCAACCCUAGAUGGAAUGGGCAUGGUUAUCCAACAGGCUCUCACAGAAUACAACAGGCAGUUCAGAGAUAAACAGGAGGAGACCCAGGGUGGGUUCUUCUCUACUCUAACCAGUAUGGUGGGUAGUAUGUUUAUAGCAGAUGCAGAUGAAAAACUCUCUGUGCAGACAAACGAGGCGAUACUGUUGGCACUGUAUGAAGCUGUGCAUCUCAAUCGCAACUUCAUCACCGUAUUAGCACAGAGCCACCCAGAGAUUGACAUAGCGACUACGCCUACCACCAAUUCUCCAACCACACCAACAACACCACUUGGCACGAUGACACCAACUCUAGACAUGAUGAACAACCCAGAACUGCCUCUGGAUCCCAACCUGCAGACCACCAAUCUUCUCAUCACAUUCCUGAAGUACGCCUCCAUCUUAAUGCAGGACACAAAAGAUGAGCAUCGACUUAACAGUGCCAGACUCUGCCUAAUUAUCCUCACCUGUAUAGCAGAGGAUCAAUAUGCCAAUGCCUUUCUUCACGACGACAACAUAAACUUCAGAGUCAACCUACAUAAAAUGCUUGUUAUAUACCUGAUGGUGGAGUUCAUUGUUACACAUAUGAUGAAGGAUUUUCCAAUGGAUUUAUACCUACGCUGCGUUCAGAUCAUCCAUAAACUCCUUUGUUACCAGAAGAAAUGCAGAAUCCGAUUGCACUAUACCUGGAGAGAGCUGUGGUCAGCUCUAAUCAACCUUGUGAAGUUCCUGCUUUCCAAUGAGACAACACUGCUCGUCAAGCACAACAUUUUUCAUUUGGCUUUGCUGGUAGUGAACCUGUUCAAUAUGUUCAUAACAUAUGGUGACACGUUCCUGCCCUCUUCGAAUAGCUACGACGAGCUAUACUACGAAAUUGUACGAAUGCACCAGGUCUUUGAUAACCUUUACUGCAUGGUUCUGAGGGUAUCGACCAACACGGGCCAGUGGAAAGAAGCAGCAAGCAAAGUCACGUAUGCCCUUGUCAAUAUUAGGGCCAUCAUUAACCAUUUUAACCCAAAGAUCGAGUCUUACACUGCCUUGAACCACAUUUCGCAGCUGUCGGAGGAACAGGUUUUGGAGGUGGUACGGUCCAACUACGACACACUUACACUAAAACUGCAGGAUGGUCUGGACCAGUUUGAGAGAUACUCGGAGCAGCCUAAGGAGGCUGCGUUUUUUAAGGAGCUGGUCCGUUCCAUCAGCCUGAACGUAAGGAAGAAUGUCUCUUUAAACACAAUGAGUCAGGACGUUCUGCUUAAAGAAUUCUCCACUAUAUCCUGAGACACGGGCGUGCACAAACACUUAAACAAAAUCUCUCCGAAACCAACAAGUGGAAACAGGUUCUUGCCAUGAUUCAUCUUUCGCAAUCUGUGAAUGAUGAAAAUCCUCGGUGAUGGACAGCCUGGAUACAGCUUAAGAUAAAUACGAACGUUAGCAUUUUUCUUCUACGAUCAAGUGCGUCUGAAAAAGAAAGAGAGGUCACAUUGCACACGCACCUCGAGCGUCAUCCACGCAAAGUAUUUUGAACUGGUCUUCGUCUCCCACCCUUCCCUACUUAUAAUGAUGUUGCUCUGCUGCUACUGUUCAUAGGUUUCUAAUGGAUCUCUGGGUCGUUGUUUACCAGGUAGUCUUUUAACAUUAAAGGUUUCUCUAACUCCUUGAUAAUUUACGUUGUGAUUAAUGAUAGAUGUGCGAAUGGGGAAUGUGUUUCUUUUUCAAUUUUUUCCAUGCUACCAAUAAAUCGAAGGUGUUAAUACUCUGAAUCUUUUUAAAUGUUUCAUUGUUGCUUAUCUUAGAGGCGGGAAAAGCUACCGGUGAACCAUUACAAACGUACAUUAAUAACUGAAAUUCUUCUUUUUUGAAACCCACACAAAAUUGUAACAGUUAGCCAAGUAGAGCUUUUAUUGAAAGAAACGUUAUUUUUUGUUUGUUUUUUUAUG